This is a messenger RNA of Nycticebus coucang (slow loris), 4479 nucleotides long. RefSeq names its product PTPRF interacting protein alpha 3 (gene PPFIA3). Gene Ontology annotation, biological process: synapse organization. The transcript has 30 exons. Gene Ontology annotation, cellular component: presynaptic active zone. The record is from RefSeq and is a predicted model, not a curated record. NCBI's taxonomy places the organism in Eukaryota, Metazoa, Chordata, Mammalia, Primates, Lorisidae. Bases 18 to 3692 code for a protein of 1224 amino acids. Gene Ontology annotation, molecular function: protein binding.
CCGCUCUGGAGCUGUCCAUGGCCGGCACCGCCGCCAUGAUGUGCGAGGUGAUGCCCACCAUCAGCGAGGAUGGCCGGCGGGGCUCGGCGCUGGGCCCAGACGAGGCGGGCGGCGAGCUGGAGCGCCUCAUGGUCACGAUGCUCACGGAGCGCGAACGCCUGCUGGAGACUCUGCGCGAAGCUCAAGACGGACUGGCUACAGCGCAGCUGCGGCUGCGCGAGCUCGGCCACGAGAAGGACUCACUGCAGCGUCAGCUCAGCAUCGCACUGCCCCAGGAGUUUGCAGCUUUGACAAAGGAGCUGAACUUAUGUCGGGAGCAGCUGCUAGAGAGGGAGGAAGAGAUUGCAGAGCUGAAGGCAGAGCGGAACAACACGCGGCUCCUCCUGGAGCACCUGGAGUGCCUGGUGUCCAGGCAUGAAAGGUCACUGCGCAUGACCGUGGUGAAGCGCCAGGCCCAGUCCCCAGGUGGGGUCUCCUCCGAGGUCGAGGUGCUGAAGGCUCUAAAGUCCCUCUUCGAGCACCACAAGGCCUUGGAUGAGAAGGUCCGGGAGCGGCUGCGGAUGGCGCUGGAGCGAGUGGCAGUACUAGAGGAGGAGCUGGAGCUGAGCAAUCAGGAGACUCUGAGCCUUCGAGAGCAGCUGUCUAGGCGGCGGUCAGGCCUGGAAGAGCCAGGCAAGGAUGGGGAUGGGCAGACCCUUGCCAAUGGCCUGGGUCCUGGUGGGGAUUCAAACCGUCGCACAGCGGAGCUGGAGGAGGCCCUGGAGCGGCAGCGUGCAGAGGUGUGCCAGCUUCGGGAGCGCCUGGCGGUUUUGUGCCGUCAGAUGAGUCAGCUGGAGGAGGAGCUGGGCACCGCUCAUCGAGAGCUGGGCAAGGCUGAGGAAGCUAACUCCAAGCUGCAACGGGACCUCAAGGAGGCGCUGGCGCAGCGGGAGGAUAUGGAGGAGCGUAUCACCACACUGGAGAAGCGCUACCUAAGUGCUCAGCGCGAGGCCACGUCGUUGCACGACGCCAACGACAAGCUGGAGAAUGAGCUGGCUAGCAAGGAGUCGCUGUACCGGCAGAGUGAAGAGAAGAGCCGUCAGCUGGCGGAGUGGUUGGACGAUGCCAAACAGAAGCUGCAGCAGACGCUACAGAAGGCGGAGACAUUGCCGGAGAUAGAGGCGCAACUGGCCCAGCGCGUGGCAGCGCUCAACAAGGCUGAGGAACGUCAUGGGAAUUUUGAAGAGCGUCUUCGGCAGCUGGAGGCCCAGUUGGAAGAGAAGAACCAGGAGCUGCAGCGGGCACGGCAGCGAGAGAAGAUGAACGAUGACCAUAAUAAGCGUCUGUCUGAGACCGUGGACAAGCUGCUAAGCGAGUCCAACGAGCGGUUACAGCUUCACCUCAAGGAGCGCAUGGGGGCACUGGAAGAGAAGAACUCCCUGAGUGAGGAGAUUGCCAACAUGAAGAAGCUUCAGGAUGAGCUACUGCUUAACAAGGAGCAGCUCUUGGCUGAAAUGGAACGGAUGCAGAUGGAGAUUGACCAGCUGCGGGGGAGGCCACCAUCUUCCUACUCCAGGUCUCUCCCUGGCAGUGCCCUGGAGCUUCGUUACUCUCAGGCACCCACGUUACCUUCUGGUGCCCACUUGGACCCCUAUGGGGCUGGCAGCAGCCGGGCAGGCAAGAGGGGCCGCUGGUCAGGGGUCAAGGAUGAGCCCUCCAAGAGGCAGGAUUGGGAGCGGUCGGCCCCUGCAGGUUCCAUACCACCUCCGUUCCCUGGCGAGCUGGAUGGGUCAGAUGAGGAGGAGGCAGAAGGGAUGUUUGGAGCUGAGCUGCUGUCCCCCAGUGGGCAGGCUGAUGUGCAGACGUUGGCCAUUAUGCUUCAGGAACAGCUGGAGGCCAUCAACAAAGAGAUCAAGCUAAUCCAAGAGGAGAAGGAGACAACAGAACAGAGGGCAGAGGAGCUGGAGAACAGGGUGUCCAGCUCUGGCCUUGACUCACUGGGCCGCUACCGAAGCAGCUGCUCAUUGCCUCCUUCCCUCACCACCUCUACUCUUGCCAGCCCUUCACCUCCCAGCUCUGGCCACUCAACACCCCGUCUGGCACCCCCUAGCCCUGCCCGUGAGGGCACUGACAAGGCUAAUCAUGUCCCUAAGGAGGAAGCUGGGGCUCCACGAGGGGAGGGUCCGGCCAUCCCAGGAGAUACUCCACCACCCACCCCCCGCUCUGCCCGUCUUGAGAGAAUGACCCAGGCCUUGGCACUUCAGGCAGGGUCCCUGGAAGAUGGGGCACCUUCACGGGGAAGUGAGGGCACCCCAGAUUCCCUGCACAAAGCCCCCAAGAAGAAGAGCAUCAAGUCAUCCAUAGGCCGUCUCUUUGGUAAGAAAGAGAAAGGACGAAUAGGACCCCCAGGCCGGGACAGCUCUUCUCUUGCUGGAACACCCUCAGAUGAGACGUUGGCCACUGACCCUCUGGGGCUAGCCAAGCUGACAGGCCCAGGAGACAAGGACCGAAGGAACAAGAGAAAGCAUGAACUCCUGGAAGAGGCCUGCCGCCAGGGCCUGCCUUUUGCUGCCUGGGACGGGCCCACAGUGGUCUCCUGGCUGGAGCUGUGGGUAGGCAUGCCUGCGUGGUACGUUGCCGCCUGCCGUGCUAAUGUCAAGAGUGGUGCCAUCAUGGCCAACUUGUCAGACACGGAGAUCCAGCGCGAGAUAGGCAUCAGCAACCCGUUGCACCGGCUCAAGCUACGCCUCGCGAUCCAGGAGAUGGUCUCGCUCACCUCGCCCUCGGCCCCCGCCUCCUCCCGCACGUCCACAGGAAAUGUGUGGAUGACACACGAGGAGAUGGAGUCCCUGACAGCCACGACCAAGCCUGAGACCAAGGAAAUCAGCUGGGAGCAGAUCCUGGCUUAUGGUGACAUGAACCACGAGUGGGUGGGGAACGACUGGUUGCCCAGCCUGGGGCUGCCCCAAUACCGCAGCUACUUCAUGGAGUCACUGGUGGAUGCUCGAAUGUUAGAUCACCUUAACAAGAAGGAGCUCCGGGGCCAACUCAAGAUGGUGGACAGCUUCCACAGGGUGAGUCUGCAUUAUGGGAUUAUGUGCCUGAAACGGCUCAACUAUGACCGGAAGGACCUGGAGCGGAGGCGGGAAGAGAGUCAGACCCAGAUCCGAGACGUGAUGGUGUGGUCCAAUGAACGGGUCAUGGGUUGGGUGUCCGGGCUGGGCCUGAAGGAAUUCGCCACGAACCUCACGGAGAGCGGGGUACACGGGGCGCUGCUCGCCUUGGACGAGACCUUCGACUACUCCGACCUGGCCUUGCUCCUGCAGAUCCCCACACAGAAUUCACAGGCCCGGCAACUCCUGGAGAAGGAAUUCAGCAACCUCAUUUCCUUAGGCACAGACAGACGACUGGACGAGGACAGCGCCAAGUCCUUCAGCCGCUCCCCAUCCUGGCGGAAGAUGUUCCGAGAAAAAGACCUCCGAGGCGUAACCCCCGACUCGGCUGAGAUGCUGCCCCCCAACUUUCGUUCGGCUGCAGCAGGAGCCCUGGGCUCGCCGGGGCUCCCUCUCCGCAAGCUGCAGCCGGAAGGUGAAGGGCUUCCCAAAGCGACAUCCCUUAUCCCUUCCCCUUCCUCAGGGUCAGACUUCUGGGAGUUCCCGGGCAGAUGGCGUUUCGGUCCGAACCUAUUCCUGCUAGUGCAGGCCUCCAGGUGACCUCGCUCGGACGGAAGACUCUUCCAGAGGCUGGGCUCUUCCCCUCCUGCCCAGAGUCUGGUCUCUCCGGGGAGAGCGGGCGGGGGAGCUUGUGCCACGGACUGGACCAUCUGUACAGAGGCGGGAGUGUGCGCGCCCGCUUCCCAGAUGGACUGGGCCUGGGCCAGUGCCACACCACAUGAACUGGACUGAGAGAGGGAAAGAAGAGGGCGAGAGGAAAUCUUGCCCCAAACAUCUGCCUUCCUUUUCUCUACUUUGUAAUUUAUUGAUCAGUUUCCGGUGGGAGACGGGUGCCCUCUACCCAAGGGGAGGGGGCGGGGCUUCCCUCUCGGGCCGCAUGCGGGGUGGGGGAGGCUGCCCCUCCCUUUUUUCCUGCCCAGUCGCGGGGCCCAAGUCUUCCUUCUUCGUCCGUAAGGAGGGGAGGGGGACUCGCUGCUACAAGCCUCGCCCCCUGUGCCACUCAGCCCCGCCCUACUGCGUCAGGUCGCGGGUUCCCGGGGUCAUCUGCGGGCAGGGUCUCCUCUCCCUCCCCCGUGUCUCGUGUCCCCGGGGCCUUCCCGUCCCCCGUGCUGUGGCCGUGUCUGUGCCCCGGGGGUAGGGGGCGCAGCACUGCGUUCCCUGUUCCCCUCCGGCUCCGGGGUUUGCAUGGGAGAAUCCUCUUUCCACGAUGCCACUGGGCGAAGUGGCGUGGGGGGACAGGAAGGGGGAGUCCUCGCCCCCGACUCUCAGCUGCCUCCCCACCCCGGCGUCACUCAGUGAUCACGGGUAAAGAGAACUGUUUCAAAAA